Molecule: messenger RNA, 1487 nt
Organism: Exophiala xenobiotica
Lineage: Eukaryota; Fungi; Ascomycota; Eurotiomycetes; Chaetothyriales; Herpotrichiellaceae
Exons: 2
Coding region: 1-1314 (437 amino acids)
Biological process (GO): phospholipid metabolic process
Molecular function (GO): phosphatidate phosphatase activity
Source: RefSeq, a predicted model, not a curated record
AUGGGUCUCUUCGGCAGACGCAACAAAGACACAACGGCGACAGCCACCAACGGUGGCCAUGAGAAGAGAGGUCAACGAUGGGGCUCCGACCGGACGCGUCGACCAAUGUUCGACAUGGACUCCGGCAACUUCAAUCGCAGACCAAGCUUUGGUCAAUGGCUCAAGUUCACAUGGGUCGAUAUCUUGACCAUGAUCGCCAUGGGCGCCGUCGGUCUCGGAGUCUACGAAGCAAACCCUGCCCCUAGCCGUUCUUUCCCAGUGACUUUCACCGAUGGAGAAAUCGUCUACCCUGAAUUCGCCUACCCGUUGCGCCAUGAAAUCGUGCCUAUCUGGCUCGCUGCCCUACUGGCCUCCAUAAUCCCGAUCUUCAUCAUCCUGUGCAUGCAAGUCCGCAUCCGCUCGUUCUGGGACUGCAAUAACGCUAUCCUCGGCCUCCUCUACUCUCUCAUUGGAGCGGCCGUCUUCCAAGUCUUUGUCAAGUGGUUGAUUGGUGGUCUCCGACCUCAUUUCCUGACUGUCUGCGAUCCAGACCCAGCCAAGGUCGCAGCCCAAGGCGGUCAGGGUUACCGUGGAAUCAUGUUCCAGCGAGACAUCUGCCGAGGAGACAUCAACCAGAUCAACGACUCGCUCGAGUCAAUGCCAUCUGGCCACAGCACGGCCGCCUGGGCCGGCUUUCUGUACCUCUACUUCUACCUCAAUGCCAAGAUGAAGAUCUUCAGCAACCACCACCCAGCGUUCUGGAAACUCAUUGCGCUCUACGCUCCCAUCCUCGGCGCGACUUUGAUUACUGGUGCACUGACUAUUGACGAGUUCCACAACUGGUAUGACUGUCUCGCUGGCGCCAUCAUCGGUUCCACCUUCGCCAUUUCCGCCUACCGCAUGGUGUAUGCUUCUGUCUGGGACUUCCGCUUCAACCACAUUCCCCUGACUCGACACACUCCCUUCACGUACGGCGCAGGUGCUGCCGGAGCUGGAGGAUUCGAAUCAACCGUGUUCACCCGACGAGCAGGAUGGGGCUAUGAAGAGGCUCUUGGCGGCGCUCCGUUCGACGCUGCGCACAGUCUACGUGGACAAGCAACUGGCUUCAACACGGGCGCCGGCGGUCUGCACAACGGGUUGGGACACAGACAAGACGACAUCGAGAACAACGCCGGCCUCGGUGACGAGCACAAGAACGGACGGAUGAACGAUCUUACAAAUGGUCCUUCUUCGAGAGGCGGCUUGACAAACCCUUCUGCGUCACCCACCGCAGAUGGUAGAUACCAUAACCACCGAAAGAGUAUGGAGCGUAAGGCCGUUCCUACUGCUGCUUGAACGUGCUGCCUGCACACACCAUGACGAAACCUUCCUAAUUGCGUGCGACGGAGCUGUACUAUUCCCGGCUGGAAGGGUAUGAUUAAUAUCAGCGAGGAGUAUUGAAUGGGUUGUUUUUCGACAGGGACAAGCAUCGUCCAACCUGGCAUUAGCAUAAAGCAUUUACCAUGUAC